AGGCUGACCAAGCAGGAAUUCUGGCAGCUGGUGCACCAGAGCUAUGGCUCUGAGCUGGGCCUGAACAGCGAGGAGAUGGAGAGCUUCCACUCAUCGUCUGAGGACAACGGGCAGCCUCGAUCCAGCAUUUGUGAUGAUUCUGGAGAAAGGGAUGAAAAACUACCUAAAAUGAUUGGUUUAGUUCGGGAACCCACGCUUCAAACAGAAGGAGAGUCACUCAAUAGCCCCGCAUUGCCAGGAGUGGAGGAGUCCCCAAGUGAGAGGCAAAUAAAGAAGAGCCCUCUUCCAUCUUCAGAAAGAAAACCUGUUAAGCUAGUCAGGAGCAGGUCUUUAGAAAAGUCCUUAGACCUGAAUGAGAAUGAAAAUCUUCCAGAGAAGAGCAGUGCCUCAGACAGUGAGGAAGCAGUGAAGGAGACUGUCUCUGAGAAUGAUCUCUAUGGGAGACUUUUUAUAAACAGAGUUUUCCACAUUACUGCAGACAAGAUGUUUGAAAUCCUUUUCACCAAUUCUCACUUCAUGCAGAGGUUUCUCAAUUCCAGGAGUAUAGUAGAUGCUGUAUCAACCCCUUGGAAUAGAGAUUCCAGUGGCAAUCAGUUGAGGACUUUGACAUACACUGUAACGAUUAACAAUCCACUUUGUGGGAAGUUCACAACUGCAACUGAAAAGCAGAUCCUGCAUAAGCAGAGCCAGAAAGGUCAGUCUUAUCAGGUGGAUGCUGAGGUACUGACCCAUGAUGUCCCCUACCAUGAUUAUUUCUACACUGUGAACAGAUACUGCAUCAGCCGCACAUCCAGUCAUAAGUGUCGCUUACGGGUUUCUGCAGAAGUAAAGUAUAAAAAACAGCCCUGGGGCCUUGUCAAGUCUGUAAUCGAGAAGAAUACCUGGGGAGGAAUACAGGAAAACUUCAAACAACUUGAAUCAGAUCUCCUAAUGGAGGAAUAUGCAAUUAAUCAGUCCAUAGAAGACUCUGGAAAAUUAGUUGCCCUGAGACGAAGACGACGCACUUUACACCGGAGUCUGGCAGAAUCACUUCCCAGACGGUCUUCCCAACACUCCUCUGGUGACAUGGGAGUAGAGUCCCAGGGCAGCAUAAUAGGAAGGAAAAGAGAUGCUGUAAGUAGGACCACCACCAUCAUUGUAGUAAUGAGUGUCUUUUUGCUGCUCUUGGUCUUGCUGAAUAUAACAUUGUUUCUCAAACUGUCAAAGAUAGAGCAUGCAGCUCAGUCCCUCUAUCAUGUCCAGCUUCAGGAAGAAAGCUCUUUGAACAUAUCCCCAGAAACGGUAUCAAAAGAGGAGAUCCCUCAAUAUGAUAAGGAACAGGUUAAACAUGUGAAGGGAGUUUUAAGAGAGUCAAUUGAAAUGCUUGAGCAGCUAAAAAGCUCCCUUUCCAUGCUCCAAAGAAGCUUUGACCACUUGAACAGGACACAAAGCGGCAAGACUGAGAGUUAAUACCCACAUCAGCUUUCUGUUCAAGAUGUCGGAAGACAAGAUAUGUGUGUGAGGACUUGUGGGUAGGGAUUGUAACUGUCACCUUCGGACUCUUUACUAUUUGGCUCAAAAGCUGCACGGAAUAAAGGUUUCU
Molecule: messenger RNA, 1582 nt
Organism: Fulmarus glacialis (Northern fulmar)
Lineage: Eukaryota; Metazoa; Chordata; Aves; Procellariiformes; Procellariidae
Gene: GRAMD1C
Product: GRAM domain containing 1C
Exons: 12
Biological process (GO): intracellular sterol transport
Cellular component (GO): endoplasmic reticulum membrane; plasma membrane; endoplasmic reticulum-plasma membrane contact site
Molecular function (GO): sterol transfer activity; sterol binding
Source: RefSeq, a predicted model, not a curated record